AUGCUUGUUUCCUUUGGCACGCUCUUGAUGUUGCUCACCACAUCCUGUCAGGUACAGGGUGCUGCUGCUGCUGCAACUCAUGUCUCUCAGCAACACCAUUAUAGGGUCGUCCCAUCAUCAUCCACCACCACUUUUUUCCCGCCAAACACACCAACACCAUCCAACAGCUCAAUGAUGUCAAUUCUCGGUGCAAACAUUGGUAACAAGACAUUGUUUCCAUCAACAACACUAGAGAUCGACACAACACACGAAAACUCGGUAAACGACUUGCUAUCACGCCUGGGACAUGACAUGCAUAUGCAUAUGAAAGAUGAUGACCAUCCUGUGACCAUUUUUGGUUCCCUUUCAUCCUCUUCUCAUGACGAUAAUGAUCAACAGCACAUGUCGACAAGUGAUCUUUGGCAGUGGCGCACUGGGCAGCAGUGGAUAUUGCUAGUUGAACGUAUACCAGGUUUCACGGGCCGCUCGACUGUGAUACAUAAGCACUGGCUCAUCUCGUGCUAUGAUACCAGUUGUAUUUGCUUCAACACGCUCGACUCAACAACGUCAUCUUGCACUAGCGAUGUGCAUCCAUCUUCUUCUUCUUCACCACCACAACCACCACGUGUCAUCCAUGCCAUGAAACAAAUCUCUGUAAAACACGUGCUUGUUAUUGGCAAUGACAAUGAUGAUGAUACAACAAGUCGUUGGCUACUUGAUCUAUCAAAGACGCCUAUGCUUUCUUGGAAGAGCAUCGAUCAUGGCGAUCAUCCAUCUUCAUCAUCUUCAUCAUCAUCCUUGGAUAUCGGUCGAAUAGGUAACAAAAGGCAUCUUGUACGACGGGAACUUCCGGAGCAAGGCGCAAAUGGAAAAGGUGGCCAAAGUGAUAGUAGUGGUGGUGGUGGCGGUGGGCUAAACGGAGGCGCUGUGGCGGGCAUCGUUGUCGGUAUCUGUGCGUUCUUUGCACUUGCUGCAGGUUUCAUAUUCUGGAAUCGGCGCCAACAAAGUCGUCGUCUCCAUUUCCAUCACAAGCACCGAGCAGCUCGUUUCAGCCUAUCAACACCUCCUCCUUCACGUCCUGUGAGUGAAAUACACCAUGAUGGAAUGGGUAUUAUACGUACUGCAAGUUUGCCAGAGCCUCAUCAUACACGCUUGAGCACCUUAUCAUUUGGUUCUGAUUUUCAUGUAUCCAUGCACAAUGAUCCAUCCUAUUCAUCGGUGUCAAUGCCACAUUCACGUUUUGAUUCACGUAUAUCGAAAAAGACCUUACAUGAUAUGCCAGAUACAACAAUGAUUCAACGACCAGAGCCAUCUUUGCCACCCUCUUCACGUCGACCCUCAUUCCAAGCAUUAGCAUCCUCUCAACAGCAACCCAUGGUGGAAACAUCGCAUCCAUUAUCAUCAUCGUCACCACGUAAUAGCAGCACCGCUUUUCGUCGUCUCACACUCAACUUGUCAUCUGCACUUCGUAGUAGCAGCGCCAAUAAUCAACAAAGACCUGAUGAUGAUAUGGCUCCUUCACCAUCGUCUAUUCUCAAACGAUACACCAUUGCAGGCUUGGCAUCAGAACGUCGACGAUCCAGCAUGAUGGGUGGUGGCAGCAAUGGCGUGCGAACGUCGCGUUUUCUUCAUAUACCCGGUGCAUCGGCAUUUGCGGAAGAGCCCAAUCCACGCAUGUCGUUAUCUGCAUCGUCCAUUGGUGGUCGCUCCGUGUCUUCAGUACAGUGGGUGGGAUUCAAUGACCAGAUGGAUUACAAGGAACAGCACUGGAACCCCACUGUACAACUUGCAGUGACGAACGAGCAGCAUCGUCAAUCGGUGAGCAGCAGCCGUGCCACAAGUCUCGCCUUGGAUAGUGAUCCCUACACCUCGUCACGUGGUACAUUGGUAUCCACGGCGUCUCCACGCAACAGUAUUCAGCAACGACAACAACAACCACAGCAACAACCAUCACCUGCAUCUUAUCGAUUGAGUAUGCAAGAAUUGUAUUCGUGGGAUGAUUCUUUGUUUAGUCAACGUAUACGAUCCAGUAUCCUUGCUCGUCAACAACAACAGCAUCAAGGAUCAUGUGCUUCUCUUCCUGCACGGACUACCGGUCAUCAUCGAUUACAUAACGAUAGUAACAGCAGCAGCGCUGAUAGCUUUGUCAUCAAUACGGGGAUCGCAUCCAUGUCCUCACCUACACGACCCACCUUCAAGUAA
Molecule: messenger RNA, 2181 nt
Organism: Lichtheimia ornata
Lineage: Eukaryota; Fungi; Mucoromycota; Mucoromycetes; Mucorales; Lichtheimiaceae
Exons: 1
Coding region: 1-2181 (726 amino acids)
Source: RefSeq, a predicted model, not a curated record